Molecule: messenger RNA, 882 nt
Organism: Acanthosepion pharaonis
Lineage: Eukaryota; Metazoa; Mollusca; Cephalopoda; Sepiida; Sepiidae
Source: the annotation of a GenBank genome assembly
AUGAUUAAUUUUCCAUCUGCACUUACUGAAGAAGAAGAAUUUCUAAAACAGAAAUAUGCCAAACUUAGAAAAAAGAAAAAGGCUUUGCAAGCCAUGAGGGUAGCUAAGCCUGAAAGUCAAGCAUCAAACACUCCUCCAGCCAAACGACCUUUAGAAUCUUCUGCAGAUGCUUUGGAACAUGCAAAACAGCUUCUAAAAUCUGGAGCCAUCAAAUUGAACAAUGAAAAUAAAGACAAGCAAAGCUUUAAAAGAUCCAAGAACUUUGAAAAAAAACUAAAGGAUCCCGAUAAGACUCCAUCUGCUGUUGGAUUUCAGCCAUUUUCAGCCGCCCAUCCUGACACUUUGGAGAAAGAAAAAGAUGAAGAACGUGAAGUUUCUAAGCCUCGGAGGAAAAAUCUUUCUGAGAGUUUUGUUAUGGAAGGAAGCAUGAGAGAAUCAAAAGAUAGUUCUGAUGGAGAACAGCAAACACCUUACAAACGACCACGUCUCUCAGGGUUUGAUCGUGACCGAGAGGACCGAAGGGACAAUCCUAAGAAAGGCAACACCAUUUAUGUUCAUGGUCAUGGAGUUACAGAAGAGUUAUUAAGAAAAGCUUUUGCAACAUUUGGUACAAUUGUAAAUAUAACAAUGGAACUUGAUAGAAACUGUGGAUUUGUCAGCUUUGAAAAAAUGGAAUCCGCAGAACAAGCUAUAUCUGAAGUAAAUGGUAGCAUAAUUUCUGAUGUCCAACUAAAAGUGUCUUUGGCCCGAAAGCAGCCAUCUUUUAACCAGCCACAUGAUCAGUCAUCAUCGUGGGGAGCCAUAGCUGCCAGUUCAUUAUCAACAAGCAGUUACAAAGAAAAACGAGAGCAGAUUACAUAUGAUGAGGAUAUCUUUUCAUGA